This is a messenger RNA of Echinops telfairi (small Madagascar hedgehog), 1857 nucleotides long. It is a transcript of the gene ATP6AP2, whose product is annotated as ATPase H+ transporting accessory protein 2. The record is from RefSeq and is a predicted model, not a curated record. The transcript has 8 exons. Gene Ontology annotation, cellular component: membrane; external side of plasma membrane. Gene Ontology annotation, molecular function: signaling receptor activity. Gene Ontology annotation, biological process: positive regulation of Wnt signaling pathway. The coding region runs from base 106 to 1011 and encodes 301 amino acids. Lineage: Eukaryota; Metazoa; Chordata; Mammalia; Afrosoricida; Tenrecidae.
UGGGGAAACGAGUUUAGUAUAUUGCGAUCACCAGGGACUGUUGUUUUCCGCGACGGAAACUGGCCUCUACCAGGAGAGCGGAUCCCAGAUGUGGCUGCCUUGUCUAUGGGUUUCUCCGUGAAAGAAGACCUCUCCUGGCCAGGACUGGCUGUGGGUGACCUAUUCCAUCGGCCUCGAGCGACUGUGAUGGUGCUGGUGAAGGGGGUGGACAAGCUGGCUCUCCCACCCAGUAGUGUCAUCUCAUACCCACUGGAGAAUGCAGUUCCUUUUAGUCUUGACAGCGUGGCAAAUUCCAUUCACUCUUUAUUUUCUGAAGAAACGCCUGUGGUUCUGCAGCUGGCUCCUAGUGAGGAAAGAGUGUACAUGGUGGGGAAGGCAAACUCGGUGUUUGAAGACCUUUCAGUGACGUUACGCCAGCUCCGGAAUCGUCUAUUCCAAGAAAACUCUGUUCUCAAUUCACUCCCUCUCAAUUCCUUGAGUAGGAACAACGAGGUCGACCUGCUCUUUCUUUCGGAACUGCAAGUGCUCCAUGAUAUUUCGAGCCUGCUGUCUCGACAUAAGCAUCUAGCCAAGGAUCAUUCUCCUGAUUUAUAUUCACUGGAGCUGGCCGGUUUGGAUGAAGUUGGAAAACGUUAUGGAGAAGACUCUGAACAAUUCAGAGAUGCUUCUAGGGCCCUGGUUGAAUCUCUGCAAAAGUUUGCAGAUGACAUGUACAAUCUCUAUGGUGGGAACGCAGUGGUAGAGUUGGUGACUAUCAAGUCUUUCGACACAUCCCUGGUGAGAAAGACCAGGACUAUCCUUGAGGCAAAACAGAUGAAAGCCCCAUCAAGUCCCUAUAACCUUGCUUAUAAGUAUAAUUUUGAGUAUUCGGUGGUUUUCAACCUGGUCCUUUGGAUCAUGAUCGCCUUGGCCUUGGCUGUGAUCAUCACCUCUUACAACAUUUGGAACAUGGAUCCUGGCUAUGAUAGCAUCAUUUAUAGGAUGACAAACCAGAAGAUUCGAAUGGACUGACCUUUCCUUACGCCAGACAUAGAAAAGGGGGUUGGAAGCUUGCCAUUUUGUUAAAAUAAAUCUAUCCAUGAUUUAAAGUAGGUAGUAUACUUUAAAUUUAUAAAAAAGAAAACUUUGUGUGCCUGUGACUGUUUUUUUUAGAGUGAAUUAUUGAUGUGAAUCAAAUUGUGUGAUAUAGAUUCCAUAAGAUGCUCGAAUAUUAAGAUAUAGCCAUUUAAUAGUAUAAUUUCAUUCCAUUUGAUAUUUGGAAAUAUGCACUGAAAUAAAUGUAAAAUGUUUAGAUUAGCUUGUGUUAUUUAUGUUGAAAAACUGCACUGAAUUUAUUCGAGAAACUUAAAGAUGCUUAAAGUCCUUAACAUGGAGAUACGUGGAAAUCACAUUUGGGCCGUUAAUAUACUAUGAACCAUUUGUAAAUGUCUUAAUUUGAUGUAACUGUCUCUGAAACAAGAGACCGGAUUUCCAACCUAGUGGGGCCCUACAAUAUGGAUAUACUUACAUACUCGCUUACUCCUGGAGCUGUAUUCCGAUAGAGGGUAGCAAUUUUCAAACCUCUUCAGAAAGUUUGGUGUUCCGUAUGGUCUGAUGUUGAUAUUAAAAAGACAGCUAGAUUGAUCUAAGAAGAAACUAGCUGUGUAGAGAGAAAGCUGCUUGUGCAUAAAAAAGCAACUCUUUAGGGCAUGAAUAUAAAAUAUUUUAUUUCAGUAACUUCUCCCCCGUACAAGUAUAUAUGGUUUGUGGUACAACUUCAUUUUAUCGAAUAUUAAAUGGAUGUAGCUAAUUCCUACUUUUCAUGUGGAAGUGGACCAACGUCUAUAAAGAGUGACAAAUAAAGAUAAUGAUUCCAAA